Molecule: messenger RNA, 315 nt
Organism: Aspergillus puulaauensis
Lineage: Eukaryota; Fungi; Ascomycota; Eurotiomycetes; Eurotiales; Aspergillaceae
Exons: 2
Coding region: 1-315 (104 amino acids)
Source: RefSeq, a predicted model, not a curated record
AUGAGCACCCUCGUGGAUCCUCAGAUGGACAAGCGCCUUCUAAAUGAUAAUUUAAUGCCCCCCAAGUUCCUCGCUGACCGCGAUAUGAUCCUAAUGCAUCUCCAGCUAAUCAUACGUCAGUCGCGACUCUAUAGCUUCAUGGAAGACGCGACGGCACCGCUUCACUUUUUUGCAUGCGUACCUUUCUCAGAAUGUGUUACGUUGAACUUGAUCCUUAAUCGGAAGAGCCAAUUCCACCUCCAAGUCAACCUAGGCCCCGUUGGAAACCAGCUGCGUGGGUAUACGGCGAUAUCAGACGGCCAGCUGCAUGAAUAA